UUCAGCCUACACGAGCCGAGCCAAGCACAAGUUUAUUUGCAUCAUGUCGGAGCAGGACCGUUCCUCUGCUACUCAAACGAAAGAUGGGCCUGUUCAGUCCGAAAACACUAUUUCAGGCAAGACAUUCGGAGGAUCGGAAAGAGGCCGUAGCCGACAAAGCAAAGAGCCCAUCAUGGAAGGAGCGCUUGAAAUAGGAGAGCACUACAUGGUGCGUCGUUGCGACGACACUUGGCAUCCUGCGGAGAUUAUCCAAGUUCGCCCGUGCGAUCAUGAUGUCGGAAAGUGGGAGUACUACGUUCACUACGAAGGAUAUAACCGUCGUCUGGACGAAUGGGUCGAUCGCGACCGCUUCAAUUUGUCGUCGUCUCAAAAGGAGGACCUCAAGAAUCCAAUGUCGCAGGCAGACCUCAUAGAGCAGUCCGACCGAAAGAUCACGCGCAACCAAAAGCGGAGACAUGAUGAGAUCAAUCACAUUCAGAAGACGUACGCCGAGAUGGAUCCGACGACGGCAGCACUCGAAAAAGAGCACGAGGCGAUCACAAAAGUGAAAUAUGUUGACAGGAUACAAUUCGGAAAAUACGAAAUUGACGCGUGGUACUUCUCACCUUUCCCUGAGGACUACGGAAAAGUGCCGAAGCUCUGGAUCUGCGAGUUCUGUCUGAAGUACAUGAGACUUGAGAAGACCUACCGUUACCACCAGAGUGAGUGUGUGUGGAGACAGCCACCUGGCAAGGAGAUAUACAGGAAAGGCACUGUCUCCCUGUGGGAGGUGGAUGGCAGAGACCACAAGAUCUACUGCCAAAACUUGUGCCUUCUGGCCAAGCUCUUCCUGGACCACAAGACGCUGUACUUUGACGUGGAGCCAUUCAUCUUCUACGUUCUGUGCGAGGUUGACAAGCACGGUUCCCACCUGGUGGGCUACUUCUCCAAGGAGAAGGAGUCGCCCGAUGGGAACAACGUUGCAUGCAUCCUCACUAUGCCACCUUACCAGCGCAAGGGUUACGGAAAGUUCCUCAUCGCCUUCAGCUACGAACUGUCAAAGCUAGAAGGCACAGUUGGAUCGCCUGAGAAGCCCCUCUCCGAUUUGGGCAAGCUCAGCUACAGGAGCUACUGGUCCUGGGUGCUGCUCGAGAUCCUCCGGGACGUCCGUGGAGCAUUGUCUAUUAAAGACCUCAGCCAAAUGACCAGCAUAACGCAGCAUGACAUAGUGACCACGUUGCAAAGCCUCAACAUGGUGAAGUACUGGAAAGGUCAACACGUGAUCUGCGUAACACCGAAGCUCGUGGAGGAGCAUCUGAAAAGUGCCCAGUACAAGAGGCCACGACUUCAAGUUGACAUCUCUUCCCUGCGCUGGACACCUCCGAAAAAACGGCCCAAGCAAGGAAAGAAGGCCUAGGCUUUUUCUUUUUUUUCUUGGGAAAUACGUGUUCUUGUGCUCAGGCAUUACAGACUGACUAGCACAUUCGCACAAGACUGCGAUGUGCACAGAAAUUAGUGCGCACGUUUGAAGCACAUCUUUCACUAUUUAAGAAUCAUCAUCAUU
This is a messenger RNA of Rhipicephalus sanguineus (brown dog tick), 1543 nucleotides long. It is a transcript of the gene mof, whose product is annotated as histone acetyltransferase KAT8. Gene Ontology annotation, molecular function: histone acetyltransferase activity. NCBI's taxonomy places the organism in Eukaryota, Metazoa, Arthropoda, Arachnida, Ixodida, Ixodidae. Bases 44 to 1396 code for a protein of 450 amino acids. The record is from RefSeq and is a predicted model, not a curated record. The transcript has 9 exons. Gene Ontology annotation, biological process: regulation of DNA-templated transcription.